Molecule: messenger RNA, 2251 nt
Organism: Cryptococcus deneoformans JEC21
Lineage: Eukaryota; Fungi; Basidiomycota; Tremellomycetes; Tremellales; Cryptococcaceae
Product: expressed protein
Exons: 3
Coding region: 44-2053 (669 amino acids)
Source: RefSeq, a predicted model, not a curated record
GUAUGCCAUUCAUCCAUACAUCUUGACCACAUAUCACCCAGCUAUGCCCACAUUCCAUCCAAGCAUAGAUCACAUAAAAUCUGUACAUCUGUCUCCUCUCGCCAGAGACGGGUAUGUCCACCUCAACUUCUUCGCAACCUUUGACAGACAAGACCUGUCUUCAGACUUAGUACCUGAACACGGUCGCUGGGAAAUAUGGACAGACAUUCCUUUUUUUGAUAGCAAAGGCAACCCACCUGCUUAUCCAGGCGAGUGGCGCUCCCAGCAAUUUACACCAUUCAAGACGUUUUCCGAUGAACUCAAUGGCCAUGCGGCUUCCACCGACAGGGGUUCGGGCUUGACACUUAAACCCGUAUCCCUUCCGGAGCCGGCAAAGUUGUUAACUACUCUCCACCUGGUCCUGGUUAUCCCUGCCGAGGCUAACAGAUCUUACUCCUACACCUUUCGGUAUGUCUAUCCGGAUGGGCAGAUUAAUUGGCAAAGCGGAGUGGGGGGUAAUGGGAUUGUCAAUCUCAAGGAGGCAGAUACUUCCCCCGAUCAGACAAAAAUCAGGUCCGGAUCAAACUGGCCUCCAGUGCACAAUGCAUUUGAAGACAGUGACUCUUGGGACUGGAGAGGUAUCGGCGUGACUUUACAACGAUCAGGCGAACGUGCCGUCAAACCGCAAAUACAACCACUUCCUCCCCAAAAGGAAGUCAAGCAAACCUUUGCUCUCCUCCAUGGACCUCCGACUCCUCAUCUAUCUUCAUUCUCACACCUUUCCCCGACGCGGUUGCCUAUUCCUAUCAAAGCGCCCACGAGCUACCUGGCUGUUAUUGGUCAUCCCGACAAUCCUCUUUUCCAGAGGGGCCUAUCCCCAAUGGGUAGCUGUAAUGGAAUCCCAGCUAGCUACGCGUUGGGUGUUGAAUCCUUCCCCUCCGAGGUCUUGCGGGAGGCUGUCAAGGCUUCGAAAGGAGAUCAAAGCCAUCUCAUUGUCGCUGAGGUCAAAGAGAAGGAUAACUUGAGUAAAGACGUGGGCGCUCUGAUAUAUCAUUCAGGGAAAGAAGAGCCCGAAAAAUCCUACCUUAUCGUUGAUGCUGUACAUUCACAUCAUCCUCGAGACAUCACUGUGAUAAUUCCUGAGAGUUUUGUUACUGCAGCCCCGCUCGCGGUCAUUUCAGACUACAGUCCUGUCCCCCCCCUUUACAUCCCUAAUUCUACCGAUAUGUCAAAGCCACGAAAAAUUCCAAUUUACAUUCAACCAGGUGCUGCCGCUGAAGUCCUCCGCUUGGUAGAGUUUAUCCAAUUACGGUCAUCUGAAACUGACAAUUCUUCUGUGUGGAUAUGCGCACCAGACGGCAUCGAUUAUGAAGUUGGGGAAGAAGAAACUGAGGCGGAGCCUACAAACCCUAUGGAGAAUAAAUCAUACUUUAGCCUGCCUAGGGAUGCUUCGGCGCCUGUCGUCGUCGUACCUGCUGUCGACGGCGCCCAUACUCCUCAAACUGAAUUGGCCGGACCUGACGACAUAUCAUCUGUGGCUAAUCAUAAUUCAAAGCCCGAUGACGGACGGUGGUGGAUCUUCAAGGCCAUCACCAAAUUUUUCAGUACCAUUUGGAAUUUUAUAUUGUCUCCGUUCCGGUCAAGGCCGACACCGCUCAUCAAAGGCGCAGGGGAUGAUGUCAAAUCGGCGAACAAUGAAAGAACUCCUUUGCUUGACCCUGGACUCUCACAUUCCAUUUCUGAUACACCAUCCGCCUCUCAGACGGCAUCGUCUUUCUCUGAUCCUAUCACCCCUUUGCCACAGACUGUGACCAUUACCUCUUACGUUUGCUUUACCUUUGAUCACCCCGCCCCAUUUCAGUUCCUUUUGCCUCCUGCAUCGAAUACUUUACUGGGUAAUCUUACUUUUACUUCUAAGCAAAAGGCAGCCGCUAGUUGGACUGGACUGAACUUGAGGGUUACGGAUACGAAUGGAGGGACUGUAAGGGCUGAGGCGUAUGCGGAUGAGGACGGGAAGAAUGUUGGUACGGGGAGUCGUGAUAAAUGGCUGGUGAAGAUUCAACAAUCGAUGUAAAGCCCCUACUAUCCAUGACUAUUUUAUCCUUUUCGUGUCUUUCAGUUAGUCAUCAACAUCAUACUUCUGAUGGCAUUCUUGUGUGUCACUGUUUAUCAUUGUCAAUCACUAUCUCGGAACAAAUAUCAUGUCAACGAUCAGAUAAAAGUAACAUGUUGUAAACAGAAAAAAAGUCAUGUAAUUUAUCAUAAUCCUGUA